Messenger RNA from Paramecium octaurelia, 9154 nucleotides. The record is from the annotation of a GenBank genome assembly. NCBI's taxonomy places the organism in Eukaryota, Ciliophora, Oligohymenophorea, Peniculida, Parameciidae.
AUGGACGAAGAUGAAUAGAUAGACUAAACGAUGGUCACUUUUGGGUCGAUAAUCGCCAUCUCUGAUUUUGUUGAUCAAACAGCAUUCUUAUUUUCAGAUGGGUUUUUGAAACCAGAAGUAUUUUUAAAAAACUUUGUUCAUAAAGAAUAAAAAAAGUAUUUAAGAAUUAUAUAGAAGAAAAACAUUUGAUGGCCUAGAUAAUGAUUCCUUUUACAAAUGUCUAUUUUAGGUUUUGCCCAGAGUUUCCGACACGGUGAAGACAAGAGUCUUGUAGGAUUAUAAUGUAACUGAUAUUAAGAAAGGAGACAAAGAUGGGAAGGAUGUAUUAUUAACAAUUUUAUGAUUAGGAUAAGAUCAAAAUGACAACAUAGAGAAUGAAUGAAGAACUUAGUCAAUUAAUGAAUGAGUAUAAGCAAAAUAUUGAUGCGAUUGAAAAAUCAAGGUGCUAAAAAUUAACAUACCAUUAACCUUUCUAAUUGUUACAUAUAGCAAGCGGUAGAUUUUUAGCAUGUCAUGAUAAUGAAGCAUAAAUUGAGAAUUAAAAUUACUUGGUUAAAUUGGAUGAUUUUUCAAGUGAUUACACUGUGUUUAAAAUAGUGCCUGCAUACAUGUAUUAGAGUCACGGAGAAUAGGAUGUGAAUGCUGGCGAAAUGUGUGCUAUAACCAGAGCAAUGCCUAUCUCUAAUCGAUUUGCAUAUAUCAAUUGUUCAUAAUUGGAAAUCUCUGAAAUCAAAGGAUAUGCUUCUUCAAGGUCUGAACACAUCUAGAAGAAAGAAAUAAAUGCUAGUGUUGAACAGUCUCAUUCUUGGAAAAUAGUACUGUUUCAAUAAUACAUCUCUGAAAGCUCAAGAAAUUUAAGAGUGGGAGAUUGCAUAUGGUUGUAUCAUAGUGAAGCAGAAGCUACUCUCUCUGUGAAGAAAUAUCAAGAAGCAGUCGACAAGGCUAAUUUCACAUUUUAUCACCUUUCUGAAUGGUUAUCCAUAAAAAAUUUAUAUGUGGCGAUUACUAAGUCUCAAACUGAAAGUGCCUAAGGGUAUCAGGGGAGUACGAAUGGAUUAUGGUAAAUCGAAGGGGAAGAGUUUCUUUAAGGAGGAUUUGUUAAGUAUGAGGCUGGAUAUAGACUUAAGAAUGUUACAACUGGAUAUUAUUUAAGUGUUGCAGAUAUCCCAGGGGAUAAGAAUAAUAAAUAAAAUAAAAAAUAACUCCAAUAUAAAUAUCGUUUAACUUAGGAGUUGGACAAGUCGACAAUUUUUACUUUCGUCGAUCUCAAGACUCAACCAAAUUAAAAAUAUUUAAAGGGAGGAAGUUAUACAUAUCUCUAAAAUAGAUAGAGUUAGAAUUGGAUGGAUUUUUAGAAUGAUAAGUAAAAUCAUGAAUAUAUUCCAAUUUUGAAAGCACCAAAUGAAAAGACUGAACAUGCAGUAUUUAAAAUACAUAUGGCUACUAGGAAUGAAGUUUGGGAAAUCUAAUUUUUGCAAUCUUGUUUUCGUAGAUUAGCCAAAUUUGUUAUUUAAAUACAAGAUCCAAAAUAUCCUGGGAUAGAUAAUUUCUCUUCGAAAAGAAAAUGGUUUGGAGUAUUUUAAUAAUUAAAAAGUUGCAUUGCAGAAUUAGAGAAUUUCGUUAAUAAUAAAUCUUAUACCACAUCAGCAGAAUAGUAAUUUGGAUCUAUCAAUCAAUAUAGAUAGAAAUUAAUGAGGGAAUAGUUUUAUAUAGAUAUACUUAUUAAAAUUUUAGAAAGAAUUAUUACUAAAGGAGAAUUAGAAUUUUAUUAGAAAUUAGAAAUUGAGUUAGAAAAGGGUGAUAAACAAUCCAAAAACAUGUUUGAAAUUGAAAGCAACAUUAUUUUUGAAGACAAAGCCUUAAUGUUGCAUGAACAAAAGACAGAAAACACAUUAAAAACCUAAUAUUAUAAUUAUGUUAAAUCUAAAGUAGAAUUAGUUGAUUAGAUUUAUUAAUUCUUAGGAUCUGUAUGUAAGUUAAACAGAGAAAAUUAAAUAUAUACUUAUGAUUUAAUACCAUAUUUUUAAUUGCACACUAAAUAUUUACCCAAAGCAAUUGAAGCUAUCAUCAAUAUUGUAUCAAGCAAUAAAUAUUUAUUAUAUAAAUUAAGUGAAGACAUUAAGAUUGAAUUUUACGAGGAAAACGAAAUUGAUAAUUAACAGAUAAAGAUUUUAAUUAAUUUAUACCAAUUUGAUGAUAAGGAAGAAUAAAUUGAGAUAAAAUAACAUGAAAAAAUAAUGAAGAAGCCUGUCCCUUUAAUUGAAUACUUUAUUAAUUUGUUAUGGGAUGAUGAAGCCAAAAACAACUCAUAUUACUUAAAAUUUUUAAGAAAUGUUUGCAGUCAUUCAGAAUUUCCAAUUUAAAUUAACUAAGAAAAUAUCUUUAAAUUAUAUAAGAAGAAUAAUACAAAGCAACCCAAAUUAGGAGUAGAAACUAAGGCUGAAGAGAGCAAAAGCAAUGAUGGAACUGUAAGACUCACAUCAAAAGCAGGUUAAUUAAUCAUACCUCAGGAUUGUGAUUUAAGAGACAUUAAUAAAAGUUCAAGAGACAAAUUUAUGUAUAUUAUUGAGUAACUCACCUUUUUUUCAGAAGUUGCUUUGGGAAGAAAUUAUUCAUGGAAAAAUGAGCUAGGUGCUUAAUUUGAAAAAUCAUUUUUGUUUAGGAAUAUAUGGUUUAAGCAUCCUAUUGAUCCUAAAUAUAUAGAUUUAUAGCCUGGAUUUGCCAGACUAGCAUUGACUUUAUACAUCGACUAAGAACCUUUGAGGAUAAAGAAAGCACCAAUUAUGUGUUAAUUAUUUAGCGAGUGCGAAAAGCCUAGGGAUUAUAUUCUAUUCAAAAGUUCAACUAAAGCUGGAUCGUCUAAUAUCUAAGAAUUGAAUACCUACAAAGAUUUGGUGAAUAAUCUGAUGAAUUAUGUGAAUGAAAAGGGAAGUGAAAUAUAUGAAGUAAUGUGUCCUCCAGUGAAUAAUCAAGGGGGUGAAGAUAGAGAUUCUAAAAAGUUCUAAAACUAGGUGGGUCCAGAUUUCUUAUAAGAGGAAUUAAUUUUAAACACAAUGAGAAUUUUGGAUAAGAUUAUGAAAUUGAAUCUGAUCUGGGUGUUGGAUUAUUCUCUGGGUGAAACAUUAUAACCCAAUUUAAGACCAUAAAAUUUCAUUUAAUCUAUGGUUAAGUCCUGUUUAGAUAUUUUUACUUAUGAGAAAUACGAACUCAAUUUGAUACAAGCGCAUUGUCAAACAGAAAGAUAAAAAGUCUAAAAGAAGUUAUAAGAUAAGCAAAGUCAACAUAAACUUACAGCUCCCAAUUUUAUGAACCUUUUGAAGAAAUAAAAUAAGGAAGAAGAAGAUAAUGAGGAACAGAGAGGAGAAAGCCAAACAACAAAUGAUUAGAAUAUCUACUUGAAUCCAGUUAUGAGAGGGUACUUAAAAUUAUCAUCAAUCAUGUAAACUAUAAAUUUUUUGGAUCCAAAAUAUGUAGAAAACGAAGUUUAAUUAAAGAUUAAAAUAUGCGAUUUUAUGGAAUAUUUAUUAGACUUAAGGUAAGAUUUUAUGAUGUAAAAUUGCAUUGUAUUUUUUAAGACCUAUCUAUUAUAAGGAGAUCACAUAGAGAAUAAUCCUAUUGCUUAUAGUUAAUAUUUACAAAAGGAAAAUAAAAAGAAACCUCGUAGCCAUAGAAUAUAGUAUGAAGAUUUAAAUUAAAGACAAAAGAAUCUGUUAAUUAUUUAGAGAUUGUUAAAACAUCACGCAUUGGGAUUAUUGCCUAAUUUAGCUUAGACUGGAAUUAAAGAAAUAGAUGAACCAAUAAAAGAAGAAAAUAGUUUAACAUCUUUUACGAAAAACUUAAUUAAAAUAAAUUAGUAGGAAGAAAAAGCAAAAGCGAGAUUUUACAAUUAUAUAAACAACCCUUAAAUCCCAGAAAUCUUAGAUCUUGACUAAUAUUUGAGUUUGGCCUUAGGUGAUAUCAAUGCAAAUGAGUUGCCUGUAGCAAGUCUGUUGCCAACAUUUUUGCACACGUUCUAUCAUGUAAAGGAUAAAGAAUUAGAAAAGAGGUGUCUUUAAUUGCUCUUAAGAUUGUUUACUUAAAAAGAGGAAUUCAAACGAAAUCUAUAGAAUAUGUAGGUUAUCUUUGAUGCUGAGAAGACUAUACUGCACAAAUACAUUACAUCAAAUUUAGAACAGUUUUAAACUUUAAAUGAACGUCUUGAUUCUUGGAUAUCCAGCUAUAUUUUUGAGGAUAGAAUCAGUAAUGACUUUGAACAGGCGUAAAAAUAUUUAAAUAGUUUUUAUCAUGGAUUGAAAAGCGAUAUUAAAUUAGAGGAUAAUGAAUUGAUUUCAUGUUUAGAUGUUAUUGAUCCUAAGAAGUAAUAACUGUAUGCAAAUUUGGGAGCUCAUAUAGCAGUAGUUAAUUUAUUGCCUAAUGGGUUGAGAUAUAUUCAUGAAUAUAUUAUGGAUAGAGACUUAGAAGAGGAGAAAAAGAUAUAUAUGAUUGACUUCUUUAGACUGGCUAUUGAUGUUCUCAAGAAUUUCUGCUUCAACAAUAAUGAAAAUUAAAUUAUACUUUAUGAGUAUUUAAACUUUUAUCGAUACAUGUAAUAUGAUUUAGGUUAGUUAGAAUUGGUUGAAUCUAUAUUUUAAAAUAAUAAGACUUUGCUUGUUCAAAAAGUUGAUUAAUAAUUAAUUGACGUGAUUUUAUAACUAAUUCUAAAAGAGGGUAGACAAAAGAGGUUUUUAAAAGUGUUUGAGUCAUUAAUGAUUUAUUAAUAAAAUUACAUCUUUGACAAUUAAAUUUUAAUACAAAAUAGUCUGUUACCCGUAGAAUUUGGGGAAAAGGAUAUAAAGAUAUUGUAUUGUGAUGGUUCAAGAAAUAGUGAUUUGAAAUUGUUUUUGGAUGAUCCAAUUUAAGAGCCUGAUUUAAAAUUUGUUGAUAAAUUAAGAGAGAUAGACUAUAGAGAUACAUUUAGAGAUGAACCCUUUUAUUAUCAUGCAUAAUUAUUAGACAUUCUCAUUUAGACCACUUUGAAUAAUGUAGAAAAGAGAAAAUUUUAUGCCAACACAAAAGAAGAAGAUGUGAAAAAGAAUUUCAACAUCAGUGUAAGCAAGCUAAAAAGAUUGUUUACAGCGGCCUAUCUCCUUGAAAUACUAUGUUCUAAUGAUGCAUUUGUUAAGAUGCCAAUAACAACUAAAUCUCAGAUUCAAUAUAUUGAUAGCAAUGACAAGAUUAAAGGGAUUUCCUUAAUAAAAUUAUAAGUAAUAGAGUUUUUGAGAUUGGUUCACAUCUCAUCUGAAAGGGGAUAAGUAUAGCAUUCUUAACUAUUCCACUGCCGAUAAUAAAUAAUUGAUUUUAUUACCUUUGAAAUCAAUAGACUUGAUAAAAUAACUGACUUGCAAUUAUUCACUCAAGAUCUAAAAAAUUAUCAUAUUUAAGGGAUUUUCCCCUUCAUUUUGGCAUAUCACGAUAGAUUCUUAAAAACCAUAGAGAAAUAAGACUUAAGAAAGGAUCUAUAAGCAAUUGAAAAAUUCUUAUAAGAAUGGUUGAAAAAGGUAAAGACUUUAACUUCUGAAUCAAACAUACUUUAUCCAAUAAUUAUUACAAGUGAAGAUGCAAAAAUAUUAGUAAGGUGUUUAUAAACAUUUUGCAAAGUGUUUUAUGAGAAAACAGUGAGUUAAAAAGAAGACCCAAUAUGGAAUUAAGUAAAGAUUAAGUUAGACUCACUUUAAGAAACAGAUUAAGAUUAACUUUAAUUUGGUUUGGAAAAUACUAUUCCUAAUCCAAAACCAGUGAUUGAAAUAACCGGAGGGUAUCAUUCAAAGAAGAGUAGCUAGACAUCAAAAUAAUUUAGUAAUCCUGAUGAAUAGAAUGGUAAGAAAUCUAGUAAGAAAUAUUUGCCUGAUAAAAAGAAAAUACAUGUGUUCACUGAUAAAGAAGAAGGGGAGGAAUUGUUAGAAGGGUAUGAUGCAACUAAAUCUAUCAAAGUCGAGAAGCUUUGGAAGUUAUUUUUGAAAGAACUACUGAAUAAGGAUUAGUUUAUUAAGGAGGCUGAAAAAGAAAGAGAAACUAUUGCCAAUGCCAUUUUAAAUAUAUCUAGUUUAUUAAAACCAGAAUUUAGUAAGAAUUUAACAAAUAAACCGGAUGUUAAAAGUAUUUCUAGGAAACUUAUAUCUUAUCUUUAAUCAGCCUUCUCGGAUCCUAAUUGCAAGGGAUCUAUCUAGACAUUAUUACAUAUUCUAAAAAAAAUAAUCGAUACUGAUCCAGCCAGAAAAGUGGAGAUGCAAAAUCUAUUUGAUAAAUUAGGAGCAACAUAAAUGGUACUACUGGUCUUGAGUGAAAAUAACCAAGACAAGAAAUUAAUGAUGGUAUUAAUAUUAUUUAUAACCAUAGUCUUUUAUUUAAUUCAUUAACACUUUGUUGGACGGAGGAAAUGAUCAAGUCUAAGGAACUAUAUACAGUUUUAUGAUAAAUUUCAGUCAAUCUGAAAAUAUUUUCUAGAAAAUCUAUUUUAUAAUUCGAAAACAAAUAGAAAAUUUAGAAAUCCUAUCUAAAUCUAAAGGAGGAUCUGAAGAUGAAUCCGCAGGGUUACUCUAGAUAGAUUAUCAUGAAUUUGAAGAAGAUUUAAGUUUAGUCUUGGAAGUCUUAACAUUCUUGCAAAAUGCUGUUGAAGGACAUUAUAGAAAACUCUAAAAUUAUUUUAGAGAGCAAACGAACUCCAAAAAUAAUUAUGAUUUAACCAAUGCAAUAACUGAUCUCUUUAAAACUUAUUAUUAUGAUGGGCGCAUUUAAAAAAACUAUGACAAUAUGUUGAAAUGUUUAGAUACUUUAAAUGAACUAGUUUAAGGGCCUUGUUCAGACAAUUAAAAAGCAAUUUCUGAAUCGAAAUUUUUGGAUAUAGCUGCAGAUUUGUUUUCUUAAUAGUAUAUACUAUCACCACCAGAGGAGAUUGAGUAAAUUGGUAAACGAAAGUCGCUUUUGGAUUAGCCAUUACAGAGAUGGUAGAUUUGUAGAUUAAUGAAUAAAAUCUUGAAUUUGAUCAUGAGUUUAUUGGAAGGAAGUGAAAUAAGCCAAAACAAUCCAAUUCUAAAAAGAAUCAUGAGAAAUUUACCAAUAAAUUUAUUAGAAAAGCAUUGUGUCAACGAAUAUAAUAAAUAUGUCAAAAUAUACGGGGAUAAAUACGAAAUCGAAGCUCUAGAGCAUCUUUCAGUUGAUCCAUAUAAACUAAGGAAAAUGAAGGAAAGCAAAUUUGAUAGAAUAAAACAAAUCUCUUAAUAGUAACCAUACUUUGAAACCAUUUUAUAAAAUGGAUUUCUUCUAUUCUUCUUAAUGAGUUAUUACAUGGAGUGCGAUCCUUACAUUGUAAGUCCCAUAAUUAAAAUUACAAGGAUGUACAAAAAGAAGAUAUUAAAGACAUAAACAAGCAAUGAAGUUUGGCAAAUAUUCAAAGAUUCAUUUAUUUAUAUGUUGAUCUAAUUUACAAUUGCCUUAAUUAGCAAUUUAUUUGGAACUUUGAAUUCAAUGAAGAAUUUAGCUACUGAUCAAUUCAAAAAUAAUUAAGUAAAACCCGAUAUGUCAGAGGAGGAGAAAUAAAGAAUCAAAGAAGAACAAUAUAGACAAGAUUUACAAAUGGCCAUCAACUUUUAUCAAGAGAAUAGUGCCCAUAUUGAUGUUAUGCAUGAUGAGAAUCUAGAAGUAGUUUAUUUUAUUAAAUUACCAUCCACCAAAUAUUUACCUAAGGAAUAGAAAAUCCUAUUUCACGAUCAGGUGGAUAGAAGCACUACCUAAUCAAAAGUUCAAGGUUUAAUGAAUGUAGCUCCUACACUGAUCGAAGUUUGCAAGCAUGAAGAAUAUUUGAAGAGACUAUUUGAUAGAUAAAAAUAUUUGGCUUUGUUAACUGAUUACGUGAAACUGUGGAGAGAACUAGCAUUUUUCCUGACUUUAUUUUUAAACUUAUUUAUACUUUUCAGUUUUGAUGGAACAGUCGGUGACAGAGUUCAAGAUUACAUCUUUUUUAGUUAAUAUGAAAGCUUUAAUCCUACUAUUACGAAGACAAUCAUUUAUAUUAUUGGUAUUGUUAUGACUUGCUUAUCCUUAUUUGUUGUAUCAUUUUAUUUACUGAAGAAUGCGCCUUUAAUUCUAAAGAGAGCUUGGUUAUAAAAAGGGUUAUUCGAUGAUUAAGAUCCAAAUCCUCUGUUUAUAUUAAUAGACAUGUUUUACAAGUUCAUUCAAACUAUUUUAAGCUUUUUAUAAGAAGUAGAGGUGAUGUAUUACAUAGCAUACGGUUUAUUUGCUAUUUUAGGAACCUUUUACCAUCCCUUGUUUUUCAUUUUUCAUUUAACUGAAAUUCUAUUUAGAUAUCCCACACUUAAAAAUAUCAUCUUAUCAGUUUAUCGUCCCAGGACUUAAUUAGUUUUAACAUUCUUCUUACUAUUUCUGUUGGUUUAUGUGUUUACUAUUUUUGCCUAUUGGAGAUUAUCAAAUGAAUUUGCAGGAUAUUGCGAUACUCUACUAUACUGUUUUAUGAUGAAUGUGGAAUGGACCUUUAGAGGUUCAAUAGGAGAUUAUGUCCAAUAAGAGCUUGGAAAGAAUAAUGUUGCCAGAGAAUUAGGUGUGGACAGAUUCUUCUUUGAUGAAGUUAGCAAUAUCACUUUGGGUGUUAUUAUGCUUAAUAUAGUGGCUGGUAUCAUUAUUGACACAUUCGGAAGUUUAAGAGAGGAGGAAGAGAAUAAAUUGAAAGAUAUGGUUGACAAUUGCUUUGUAUGUGGAAAUCUAAAGUAUUAAUAUUGUAUGUAUUAUUAGAGCUGAUUUUGAUCGAUUACAAUCAAAAAGCAAUGGGGGAUUUAGAGAACACAUAAAAAUAAAUCAUUACAUGUGGAACUAUGUUUACUUCUUCGCUUAUUUGAAAUGGAAAGAGAAAACAGAAUAUUCAGGAAUAGAGAGUUAUGUUGAUUAAAAGUUGAAAGAGGAAGACCUUUGCUGGGUUCCAUUUAAUUAAGCUAGAGAAUUGGUAGAUUUAGAUGGUAACAAAGGAAUUCGAGAGAAGGAACUCAUUUAAAAAAUAGAAGAGAAAGUAAUUAUUUUCUUUUUAUAUAUUUAGAUUGUAUUUGUUUAAGAGUAAAUUAUUGAUAUGGGAAAAUUGAUGAAAGUUGAAUUUAAGAAGAAUAAUUGA